Neurospora tetrasperma FGSC 2508 is the source of this 1704-nucleotide messenger RNA. RefSeq lists its product as uncharacterized. Lineage: Eukaryota; Fungi; Ascomycota; Sordariomycetes; Sordariales; Sordariaceae. The record is from RefSeq and is a predicted model, not a curated record. The coding region runs from base 69 to 1277 and encodes 402 amino acids. The transcript has 5 exons. Gene Ontology annotation, molecular function: oxidoreductase activity.
CUGACAUAUCGACUUUUCAUCUUCACAUAUGCCUCUGACUGCCUUAUUCUUGGAUUCCUGUGCCUGACAUGGAGAAGCUCGGAACUAUCAAGGCUCGGGAGAAACCACUGCAGCGAGAGUCUGGUGCUCCCCCUCCAAAUAAUCUCAACCUCGGUCUUGUUGGUUCGAUGGCUGGGAAUGUCAUCCUCCCUGCCAAGUCACCUGUUAUCCACGUAGACGAAAAAGGGAUCGAGGAAGUUCGACAGGCGUUGCAAGCCUGCGCCGACCUUGGACUUGCUGGGGAUGCAAUCAACAAGGCCAGCUUUCCCCUCCCCACUUUCCAUGUCGUGCUGGAUGAGGCCAGACGUCAAGUCCAUGAAGGUCAGGGGUUUGUCAUUAUUAGGGGCAUCGGCCUUUCUGAUUCGGCCCAGAAUAACAACAACAUGUUCCUGGGCUUGGCGAGCUACAUUGGAGAUGUGAGAGGUGCUCAGGACAAGCAAGGGUCCAUGCUCAGUCAUGUAACUGCGUCCAAAUCCUGGACUGUUCCUUCUGAACUCCGUCACGGUAUCCACACCAACACCGGCUUGGCCUGGCAUAAUGAUAUGGGCACCGAUGUGAUUGCGCUUCACGUUCGAUCAUUGGCCGAGGAGGGCGGUAACACCUUCGUGGCUUCUUCAUGGACCAUAUACAAGGAAUUGGCGACGUCAUACCCUCAAGCUCUUGAACUUUUGUGUGAGCCAUGCUGGCCAAUCCAAGUUUCUGGAAAUCCUCCCCGACACAUUGUCGCACCUUUGGUGCAAAUCUUCAACAAUAGGGUCUAUCUCAGCGCCGAUCCGGGCCGUCUGGGUCUCCAUCCCGUCACCGCUAAAGCCGGCCUGAGCUCUUCCAUUCCAAGCCUCACCACUUCGCACCUCCAAGCCCUUGAAAUUCUGUCUGAGCUCGCGACCAGACAUCGGUUGAUGCUAGAUACUAGGCCUGGGGAUAUUCUUUUCAUCAACAACUGGGCCCUCAUACACGCGAGGGAUUCGUACAAGGAUCCGAAAGACGGCCCCGGUCGUCACCUUGUUAGAUUGUGGCUCAGGGACUCCGAGUCAGGUUGGAAGGUCCCCGAGUCCAUGAGAGUGCCCUGGGAGGCCGCCUUUGGCCCCAAUGGAGACGGAUAUCCGACUGGAGUUACGCGCAGAGAAUAUCCGCUUGCUCCGUCCCACGAGUACAAGCCACCAAAGUACACGGCUGGCUCGGCAGCAUUUGUCCUGGACGAUGAAGAUGACGUGAAUGGCGGGAAUAACGAACCAUGACACUCAACCUGAAUCUAGGGUCAGCAUCUCGUUACCAUUGCGCCAUCUCAUUCAUUCCGGGCCGCUACAAGUGGUUGUUCUCCAAUGUUUCCCCCGCAAUGCCUUUGUCGUCUUAUUGUCACGCCUCACAUCACGCGUCAUGACUUACGAACUCUCACAAUUUCUCUUCCUCUUCUUUCAUAGGGUCUCAAAAGCGUACACGAAUAGAGACAGGAUCAUAAAGGAGGGAUUUUCAGUAGUGGCAGAGUCUCAUGAACUGGGAUUGUUUGUACAUCACCAAGGUCUACACCGUUGAGAUGCGAAAGCACGUUUGAUCACAAAGAAAACAAUAACCCCUCCUUGGGUUUCAGACACAUACCAAGCCGAGAAUUCAACAAUGCUCGUAGCAUCCGUUUCGUCAUCCCACUCCCAGCCUGAUGCGUCAGCU